CACGGUGCCCGAAGGAUUGGGACCCAUCUUGUUUAUUCCGUCUCCCUCCUGAUCAAAUAUCGACCGUACGUUUACCCUUUUGUCAGCUCUGCGAAACGAAACAACCUUUUUUCUUCAUCAAGGGCACAACCGGAAUAACAAAAGAAUAUAUGUACAUAUUUUCAUUUUAGACGACGAAAAAUAAAGAAAAGGAGAAGUCAAUUCUAUCGCAAUUCUAUCGCACUUUCCGAUUUGCCGCUCAUCGUCAUCGUCUUUCUUUACUAUCAUUGUUGUAAAAUUUUUUAAAAAAUCAAAUUAUUUAAGAAAGGGAAAUAGAGAACAUUUCAGUGAGAGUUUUGGAGAGAGAUGUCGGGAGGAAUAGCGCGUGGUCGACUCGCCGAGGAGCGGAAAGCAUGGAGGAAGAAUCAUCCCCAUGGUUUUGUUGCGAAGCCAGAGACUUUGCCGGAUGGAACGGUGAAUUUGAUGGUGUGGCAUUGCACCAUCCCUGGUAAAGCAGGGACUGAUUGGGAGGGUGGUUACUUCCCACUCACACUCCACUUCAGUGAAGAUUAUCCUAGCAAGCCUCCGAAGUGUAAAUUUCCACAAGGUUUUUUCCACCCAAAUGUUUACCCAUCUGGUACUGUUUGCCUUUCAAUCCUAAAUGAGGAUAGUGGUUGGAGACCAGCCAUAACUGUGAAGCAAAUUCUUGUGGGAAUCCAGGAUUUGCUGGAUGCUCCAAAUCCUGCUGAUCCUGCUCAAACCGAAGGAUAUCACCUCUUCAUCCAGGAUGCUAAUGAAUAUAAGAGAAGAGUUCGUCAGCAAGCCAAGCAGUACCCAACUCUUAUCUAGAUGCUACUAGAUUUUCCUAUACUUGCUGGUAAAAUGCCAGCUUCCUGCCUGCCUCAUGUAUGAUGCUAGACUUUUCUUUUGCUAGAGAAAAUGGCUUUGGUAUUUGGUAAUUAUCAGUUACCUUUCUGUGUAAACUGUAUGAACCAGCAUUUGCACUCAUUUGAUUUCGAUAAAUGGUUAUAUAUAUAUGCUUUAGUGGACUUGCAACUUGCAAGUGAAA
Durio zibethinus is the source of this 1048-nucleotide messenger RNA. Its product is annotated as SUMO-conjugating enzyme SCE1. The record is from RefSeq and is a predicted model, not a curated record. Lineage: Eukaryota; Viridiplantae; Streptophyta; Magnoliopsida; Malvales; Malvaceae.